UGUUCAGCUGUUACUGAAAGCCUUUCAGUCCAAAAUUGCAAUGGCGAGGUAAACGUCGACGUAUCACAUCCAGCUGUCACAAAAAAGACAAAGGGAAAGAAGAAAACGUACUUUGCUAUAAUUUACAUUUUGUGCUCACGAAUUUUAACUGUCAACUAAGAGCCGCGGAUAUAGACUAUGGAAGAUAACUCAAAGGGAAACUGUAACUCUUCACCAGGAGCGCCUCUUCCCCUCUCUGUCCUGCGCCUCCUGGUCACUCCACUUCAGCUGGUCUCAGCAGCAGUGUGGCAGACUGUACAGCAGAAGGUUGUCGCUGACUAUGGGAUGCUUGAGGAGUUUGUUUCUAUGGUCACAGACAUUGUUCCAGAGCUACUCACCAGCCGACAGAGAGUCCAACUCAUCCUGGGCCUCAAAGCACGGUAGUGCCAUUUGGUUUCAGCUGAUCCUGGAGUUGUGUCAUCCUGAAGCUCCUGCUGAUGCUGAGACUGUUCAGCCCCACCUGGACAGGAUGCAAAUGUUUAUUGAGGCAUGGCUAAAGGAGGCUGGUGGUUUAAAUGUAGACCUGUCACAUGCAAACUUUGUGGAUCUUGUCAAGAACUUGCUAAAAAAUCCUGACAAGAGAGAACACUUUUUUCAGAACGUUUUCCCUGAAGAGUUCGGCCCAACAUAUGAUAAAGCACUACACACCCUGAUGUGGCUGUUUUUGUCCAGACUUGAAAUGUUCCUUCCUCAUCAGACUGUCCAACAGGUUGCAUCCAUGCUUGGUGAGGUGUCCAGUGUUCUAGAAGACUGUAUGCAGCCUGUGUUUCAGCAUGAGGAACUCAAAACUCUGCUGCACUAUCAAAAAGACCUCAGUAAACUGGAUUACAGCGAUAAUUCCUUGGUGGAUGGUACCUGCAUAAUUUCAGCUCUUAAGCUUCCAUUUGGGGACACCAGUGAGACACUUGAAGCUCAAACACAAGACAACAUCCUGGAUAAUGUACUGCUAUGUACGUCAGAUUUGGAGAAGGGAUCUUUAACAAUGCCACAUACUGCACAGAUAAAAACUCACAACACAAAAACUAUAGAUCCCCAGACAAGUGAGUCCAGGAACAACGAAACUAAUUGGACAUCUAGUAAAAAUGGGACACAUUUGCUUUUAGGAGAUGCAGCAAGACAUAAAGAAAAUGUAGACCUUCAAAGUCAAGCAGAGGAUGCUUCUCACCCUCUGAAGGAGUGUCACGUUCGAAUAAAAAGACUUGAUGUGCCGGUGUCUUCACAUUGUCGACCUGUGAGACCAAAUAGAGGCCUGAGAAUGAAAAGGUUUCUGUUGGAGGAGAAAAGAGGACUUUGUGAAGAAGCUCUUCCUGCCUACAAAUCUGCUUCAAGGAAAACAAAAACAUCUAACAGGCCACUUCCAGCGGUCUCAGACAACAUGGAUUCAAGCAACUCCAAGAAAGACUCCUUGUCUGCUGCUCCCAUCAGUACCUGCAGUGAAGAAGAUUCCUGGUCUUAUUAUUCAGAUGAGGGCUCUUGCCAUAAGACUACUAGCUGUAGUUCCAGUGUGGCUGAUUCGUGGUCUCAAUACUCAGAUGAUGAGUCUUCAUUUGUGACUCCUGUCAGUAAUUCUGCUGAAAAUGAUUCAUCAUCUAGUUGCUCAAAUGAGGACUCUUUCCUCAUAGUUCCUAAGAAUGUAUCGGCUAUUAGCAGAAACAAAAGCAUCGCUGACAUCAAAACUAACACUCCAAAAAAGAUUUGUAAGGUCCAAUGUUUUAUCUGCAAGGAGCAUGUGAGCACAAGCCUGAAAACUCACAUGAAAAUCCACUUUCCCACUGGUGAUUAUGCCUGCCCGCGAUGCGAUAGCAGAUUUAAACUCUUAACAUCUCUUAAGAACCACUUGAAGAAGACAUGCUAUGAGUAUGGUCAGCAUCAAAUAGAUCCAGAUAAGCCGGUCGAAGCCCAGAAUCUUUACCAAUGUGACAAAUGCGAAGAGGCAUUUAGAUACAAAGUUUCACUGCAAAGGCACAUGCUAACCCACAACGAACUCUACUGCAGUGUGUGUAGGAAGGUGCUACGAGAUGUAGCAACACUAGCCAGGCACAAGGCUUCACACACACUGUUUCAGUGCAACCGCUGUGACGAGUCCUUCACUCUUUUUAAGCCCCUGCUCAGGCAUUGUGAAAACAUCCAUAAAAUAAGUAGACCAUUUAAAUGUAACCAUUGUCCAAAAACCUUACCCAGGCUGCGCUUUUUAAUCAUACAUGAAUGGCACCACACGGGUCAUCUGCCGUUCCAGUGUGCUCAGUGCAGCUUGAGGUUCAAAUCGGAUGCAGAUCUCAUUUAUCAUGAAAGAGUCCACACCAGAGAGAAGCCCUACCUGUGUACAGAGUGCGGCAAGACUUUCUCUCACAAGUCCAAUCUUUUGAGGCAUUUGAAUCUCAUCCACAGCGAGUCUCGGACUGAGAAGAAGCAUUCCUGCUCUCAGUGUGAGAAGUCCUUCAAAGAGAAAGGGGCCUUGAAAAAACACCAGAGGAGCAAACACUUAAAUGAAAUGUUCCGUAAUCCGUGUCCGUACUGUGGAAAGAUGCUCUCGGCGUCAACAAUGACCAGACAUAAAUUAAUCCACACGGGAGAGAGACCUUUCAAAUGCACUGUGCCUGAAUGUGAAAAGUACUACAGAUCAACCACUGAAGUAAAGAGGCAUGUCCUUAUGCACCAUACUACAGAGAGGCCUUAUAAAUGUGAGGUAUGCAGAAAGGGCUUCGUAAAAAUGUGUUAUCUCAAUGCACAUGCUAAAACACACUCAGGAGAGAAGCCAUUUGUUUGCCAUAUCUGUGGCAAGGCAUUCCCCAAAGUCUACAGCAUGCUGAGACACAAAAAGCUCCUCCAUACAUUUAUUACACAAUAACUCUGCAGAGAAGGAAUGCUUAGUAAUGAAACGUAAAUCAUUUUUUAGCCUGCAAAAGUCUUAAGCCAAGUUUGUGCAUAGAACAUUUAAACUAACUCUUGAUUAAAUUCAUGGUGUUUCUCUGGACACAAUACUGAUCAAUGCUGGACCACUGGUUGUCAUCAUCACAUGCGUGUAAAGCUGUAUGUCAAGAGCACUCCACCAGUUUAGCUUUGUGCUACUAAAACACAGACAGUUUCAAGGUAGUCAGAAUUGAUGCAGCAGAUCCAGAGAUGCCAUUUUUCUUCUUGCCUUGCUUUGUUCUUUAUUAAAACUGUCACCUACAUUACUCACAGUAGAACGUGAUGACUGACAGUUCUACAGAUCCAGGUGUCUUUUGCCAGUGUUCUUUUUAGACUCUGCCUUCUGUAUGGUUUUUAUUAUGGCUCCAGGCCUGUGACAGCUAUUCCCAGAGGAAUUAUGCUUUCAGAUUGAUGUCAGAAUUGGGGUACCUUGUGAUUUAGAAGUUGCUACCACAUGAUUAUUGGUAGUGUCCUUGAGUGCUCAGCCAGAUCCAUGCCUUGGUUGUCAUGUUUGGUUUUAGAAGAACAAGAUGAGGAUGGACAAAUUGCAAACUCAAGACUUCAAAACAGUAGUCGACAAAUUAGUGGCAUACUUUUAUACAUAAUCUGUGGUUGAAACCCUAUAAAAACAUUUUUUUUUACAAAGUAAGAGUGCAUCUAUUCUGUCAAGAGACAGAUAAGUGAAAAAGACUGCUGAAAUGUUUUCUGGGUAGAUACAGCAUAACACACUCCACCUGCCAGCACUCAAUUCCACUGUCAAUAACAUAGGCAAGCAGAUAGAAUACAUGAAUAACUGAAAUGGAAAAAAGAGAUAUUUGUGGUUCUUCUGCAGCAAUUUUGAUUAUUUUAAACUGUUGUGUAAAAUGUGUUGUGUAAUCUGCUGUGUCAAAAAUCUGCAAUCUGCAAAAAUCUCCUUGCUGCAACUGAGAAGCUGUGAUUGACCCAGCUGUGACCACCCGCCAUGUGACAAAAAUCCUGAAUUUUCAGCUGAGCUGCAGGGUGUGUUUACAGGGAGCAGAUGAAAAAAUAAAUGUGGAAACAAAUUAAAACUGUAAUUGGUAAAUCAAA
Molecule: messenger RNA, 4017 nt
Organism: Amphiprion ocellaris (clown anemonefish)
Lineage: Eukaryota; Metazoa; Chordata; Actinopteri; Pomacentridae
Product: zinc finger protein 626-like
Exons: 7
Coding region: 320-2887 (855 amino acids)
Biological process (GO): regulation of transcription by RNA polymerase II
Molecular function (GO): DNA-binding transcription factor activity; RNA polymerase II cis-regulatory region sequence-specific DNA binding
Source: RefSeq, a predicted model, not a curated record